Messenger RNA from Talaromyces marneffei, 1059 nucleotides. RefSeq lists its product as uncharacterized. Bases 1 to 1059 code for a protein of 352 amino acids. Gene Ontology annotation, cellular component: cytoplasm; protein kinase CK2 complex. The record is from RefSeq and is a predicted model, not a curated record. NCBI's taxonomy places the organism in Eukaryota, Fungi, Ascomycota, Eurotiomycetes, Eurotiales, Trichocomaceae. Gene Ontology annotation, molecular function: protein kinase regulator activity. The transcript is spliced from 2 exons.
AUGUCGUCUUCCGAUGGAGCCCCGGAGUCAUGGAUCUCAUCAUUUUGUUCGCUUAUGGGCCAUGAGUACUUCGCCGAGGUGUCGGAGGAUUUUAUUGAGGACGAUUUCAACUUGACAGGCCUGCAGUCUCAAGUGCCCAUGUACAAAGAAGCGUUGGAAAUGAUUCUUGAUGUUGAGCCCGAGGAUGAUGAGGAGGAGGAAGAGGAAGAGGAAGAAGAGGACGACGAUGAUGAGCUAUUGGGCGAUGAGAAAACGCUGGGCUACCGUCGAGCAGGUGAUCGGAGACAUAUGCGGGUGGCUAGUGAUCUCAGUAUGAUAGAGAGCUCGGCAGAGUUGUUGUAUGGAUUAAUUCAUCAACGAUACAUCACAUCACGGCCUGGGAUUCAGCAAAUGCUUGAAAAAUAUGAAGUUCAUCAUUUCGGAGUCUGCCCGCGCGUGAAUUGUUACGGAUGCAAGGUUCUUCCCGUCGGUCGCACCGAUACUCCUGGUCAGGAGACUGUCAAAUUGUUCUGUCCUAGCUGUUACGAUAUCUACACCCCGCCAAACAGUCGAUUUCAAUCGGUAGAUGGAGCUUUCUUCGGAACGACAUUUGGAUGUUUGUUUUUCAUGACAUUUCCAGAGCUGGAUGUUGGAGGCCGUGCAGAGAGCAUUUUGUCAUCUGCUUCGCUAGCCGCUGACCAACCACCACUGGCCAAUCAACCGGCUCAAAUCAACGGUAUAUUGUCGUCUAAUUUCGCCCCGGGUGUAGGCUUCGGCAAAAUCUAUGAACCUCGUAUUUAUGGAUUCCGAGUAUCAGAGCGCGCCAAGUCCGGCCCGCGAAUGCAAUGGUUACGCAUGAAACCCAGAGAUAUCAACGAACUGGACGAAUCAGCAAUAUAUCAAGCUGCGCACGGAAUUGAUGACGAGGGAGGAUAUGAAGAGGGAGAUACUGAAAUGGGAUCGACAACGGCAGCUGCAUCUCAACAAACUGCAAUUGGAAUGAGGAGGAAAGCACCUAUGAGGAAGCGCAGGCAUGUACCUCCCAGCACUUCGACGACUAAGAAUGGAGAAGGUGGUUAA